This is a messenger RNA of Sphaerodactylus townsendi, 1723 nucleotides long. It is a transcript of the gene ANKRD54, whose product is annotated as ankyrin repeat domain 54. The record is from RefSeq and is a predicted model, not a curated record. Lineage: Eukaryota; Metazoa; Chordata; Lepidosauria; Squamata; Sphaerodactylidae. Gene Ontology annotation, molecular function: protein binding. The transcript is spliced from 8 exons. The coding region runs from base 124 to 924 and encodes 266 amino acids.
CUGCCGCUCUCGCCGUCCCUUUCCCAGCAUCCCUAUGGUCUCGCCUCCUUCGGGCGCGCGUCUCCCGGGCCCGGGAUUUUUGCGGGGCUUGGUGGGUGUCGCGCGCGGCCAGGGCUGGCGACCAUGGAAAGAGGCGGCGAAGCCCCGAGCCCGGCGCCGGACAUGUUCUCGCUGGCUGGGCUUGGAGCUGCCUUGAGGGCCGUUCCGGAACCUCACGACGCCGCUUCCCUGGGCUAUUUGCAGCUCCCCUGGCAGAGGGAGCGCCGCCUGUGCAAGAUGCCCAUCCACCGCCGCCGCAGGGCCGCCCGGCUGCACCGCAAGGUGGGGCCCAUGGGCAAGGAGAUCCACGCUUUGAAACGGUUAAGAGAAGCAGCCAAUUCCAAUGAUUUAGAAACAGUGCAGCAACUUCUGGAAGAUGGAACUGACCCCUGUUCUGCUGAUGACAAAGGUCGAACAGCAUUGCAUUUUGCUUCCUGCAAUGGCAAUGACCAUAUUGUGCAGUUGCUUUUGGACCAUGGAGCUGACCCAAACCAGCGAGAUGGUCUAGGAAACACACCCCUGCACUUGGCUGCCUGCACAAAUCAUGUUCCUGUCAUCACCACACUGCUCCGUGGAGGUGCUCGAGUAGAUGCCUUGGAUAGAGCUGGAAGGACCCCGCUGCACCUGGCCAAGUCUAAGCUAAACAUCUUGCAGGAAGGCCUUUCACAGAGCCUCGAAGCAGUUCACCUUGAAGUAAAGCAGAUAAUCCAGAUGUUGAGAGAAUACCUCGAACGUCUCGGUCGUCAUGAGCAGCGGGAACAAUUGGAUGACCUUUGUACCAGGCUACAGAUGACUAGCACAAAAGAACAGGUGGAUGAGGUUACUGACCUUCUGGCCAGCUUUACCUCCCUCAGUUUGCAGAAGCAGAAGAUAGAGAAGAGGUAACGGACUUUCUUGCCACUCUCUUGACUGAAAGGAGAUGCUGGAACUCAGCUGUCAGGAUACAGCCCUGCUGCCAACACCAAGCAUGUUUUUCCUCUUGGCUCUGUGCAGAGCCUGUACUGGAUGGCAAGCUGCUGUCAUUGCCUUGGAAAUCUUCUUCUGGGACAAGAGGUCCUGCCCUUGAGAAGAAGAGGCUAAACUUUUCACUUUCCUGCUUUCACAAGUGGGGUCAUCUUGGGUAGGGGGCAAAAUUUUUUUUUGGUAUGAUGCCCUUUCAGAGGCAUCUUUUAAGGUCCUGCAAGUGGUAGAUCCAUUGAACUUCAAGCACAUCUGGGAAACAGCUGUCCAGUAUGCCAUCACACUCAAGUCUGUCUCAAAUUUAGUGUUCUUGGUAUUUAAGCACAUGGAUUAUUGAACAUUUGUACAAAUGGUGGGAGGUGCUUGUAUCUCUGAUGAACAAUCUUUCUUAUGGGGGUUACAAUUUGAACUGUGGGCUGAGGGGUUAGCUUUGCUCCUUACUGAGUUACAAAAGGCUGUUUAACACACUCCAUCCUCUCACAAGGGUCUCAGCUGCUCACUCCCAUUUUCCUGUAUUUUAGGACAUGCACAUGAAUCAGUAGCUGAGGAUUUUUGCUAAAUAUUUUCAUGCUGUUCAUUUCAGGGGCUAGCAGCAUGGGGUUGAAAAAAGAAGAGAAGAGUUUGGAUUUAUAUCCCCCUUUCUCUCCUGUAGGAUACUCAAAGGGAAUUACAAUAUUCUUUCCCUUCCUCCCUUACAACACAUACCCUGUGAGGUGAGUGGGGC